CUGUUGCUGGCAGCCAGGAAGUAAUCGAAGUACCGGGCCGAGCUCACGAGUCCGGCACGAGACUUCCAUUUUUCGGAGGAGCAGUUGAGCCCAUUGUGGGGGUCGUGAGGCGACUUAAGCACGCCGGAUGAGGGACGCUAACGGCAGUGAGAGGGAGCUCGCGAGUCUCGGUGUGGCUCGACCGCUCACCCGGAUGGUGCUGAAGCUGCUCACGGAAAAACAGAACAGGGCGGAUGCUGCUGCUUUCCGCUCGGUCUAAUUACUAAUUUUUACGCCUUUUUUAAAUGUGAAUUCCCAAUCGGACCGUUCACAUCCCUCGGUGAACAAGUGACCGGGAGAACCGCGCAGAGUGAAGCUUGCGCGGCUGCCUGGGAAACACCGACGCCGGUCCGGGCCUCGUAGGUUUCGGCUUCAUAGUGGAGCGGAUGGACGAGGAUGCUGGCCGGAUGACUUGAUCGAGCACGCAUUAGUAGACGAAGCAGGGAACAACGAAACAAGAUGGAGGAGGCUGCCCUCGGAGCCAUACGGCCGGCUGUGCAGGCCACCGAUGACGGCUCCAUGACACAGCAGGACGAGGCCCUUCUCGAGGAGGAGAUGGAAAGACUUUUGGAGGAAAACGACUACCUGAAGUGCGAGAUCGAGGAGAUGAGGGCCGAGAUGGACGAAAUGCGUGACACCUUCUACGAGGAAGACACGUGUCAGCUGCAGGACAUUAAGCGUGACCUGGAGCGGGCCAACAAAAACUGCCGGAUCCUGCAGUACCGUCUACGCAAAGCCGAGAGGAAACGGCUGCGUUACGCCCAGACGGGGGAGAUCGAUGAGGAGCUGCUUCGGAGUCUGGAACAGGACCUCAAGGUGGCCAAAGAUGUAUCAGUGAGGCUGCACCAUGAGCUGGAGAAGGUGGAGGAGACUCGCUCCAAAACAGAAGAUGAGAACGAGAAGUUGAGGCAGAGUCUCAUCGAGGUGGAGGUUACCAAACAAGCCUUGCAAAAUGAACUUGACAAAGCCAAAGACAAAAAACGAGGAGUAAAGGACACUCAGAAGACUGACAAGAAAGCAGCGCAGACUCCCACUGAGGAGGACAAUGAGGACCUUAAGUGCCAGCUGGCCUUGAUCAAGGAAGAGGCUGUUCUCAUGAGGAGGAAGACUGCCACCAUCGACAAAGAGAAAGACCGUUUGGAGCAAGAACUGCAGAAGUACCGCUCCUUCUAUGGCGAACUAGACAGCACCCAUCCCAAAGGCGAGGCUGGGGGGCCGCCCUCUACCCGUGAGUCCGAGCUCAAGCUCCGCCUCCGUCUGGUGGAGGAGGAGGCUAACAUCCUCGGGAGGAAAAUCGUUGAAUUGGAGGUGGAGAACAGAGGUCUGAGGGCCGAGCUGGAUGACCUCCGCGGUGAGGGCGAAGGAGAAAGCGGCUCUGGGGUCGGCGCAAUGGGCGGUCCGGGUUCGGGGCGAGGGCUCGGGGACGACCUAACUGAGCUAAGACAGCAGCUUCAGCUGGUGGAAGACGAAGCCGAGCUUUUGCGGAGGAACCUCGCAGACGCUGAGGAACAGAACCAGAGGGUGACCAACGAGCUGAACAAGAUGCGAUUCAAGGCCAGCACUUAUGAGGGCGGGGCCCGGCACGGAGGUGUCUCAGGGGUGGGCGGCAUUGACGUAGUGAAGGCUGAGGCUUUACAGGAGGAACUGAAAGCAGCCAGGCUUCAGAUAAAUGACCUUAGUGGCAAGGUGAUGCAGCUGCAAUACGAGAACAGAGUGCUGUUGUCCAACAUGCAGCGCUAUGACCUGGCCUCUCACCUGUCCCUGCGGCCCAGCCCAAGGGACAGCGACGCUGAGAGCGAUAGUGGCGGCGGUACGAGCGGUCGCCGCGAAAGCGAUGAGGAUUCUACGUCGUCCCGCCUGCUCCCACCCCACCGCAAACGCGAGGGCCCAGUCGGCGGUGAGAGCGACCCGGAUGAAGUCAGAAAUAACGGCUCCGGUCGUUGUCCGACGCCUACCAGAGGCCUCCUAACGCCGUCCGGACCCGAGGGGGCCGCCUCCUCUCCUUUAGCUCGUUUGCUACCCGGCGGACGGUACAGCCUGCGUGAAAGGCAGCAGAUGAUCGACAUCCGCGUGGAAGCCGAGAGGCUCGUUAGGACCAUCGACCGGCUCAUUGCCGACACGGCAGUUAUCAUCACAGAAGCGAGGGUUUACGUUUCCAACGGCGACCAGGAGCGAGGCAGCGAGGAUGACGGGAGCCGGAUCAGGGAGCAUGAGCUGCUGUAUCGCAUCAAUGCCCAAAUGAAAGCUUUCAGGAAGGAACUACAGGCCUUCAUAGACAGACUGGAAGUGCCCAGGCUGGAAGACCGAGAGACCGAGGAGCCGCUGUCGAUGUUCCAGCCUAUCAUUUUGCUCAUCCUCAUACUUGUGUUGUUUUCCUCUCUAUCUUAUGGAACUAUCUUUAAACUGGUCUUUCUCUUCACCCUAUUCUUUGUUCUGUGAUUGUACGCCUCCCCUUACCUACCACCCCUUUUUUAAAUCUGCAUUUACCCCUUGUCGAUUCUUCUGUUGAUUUGAUAUUUUUUGUUCCCACCCGCCUCACCACAUUAUUUGUUGCCAAGGUUACCAUAAAACACAGUGGAAAGCUCGUCACUUCCAUGUUGUUCCCGUUAUCCUUGACACUACGGAAUAAGUACCACGGGAAGUGUUUCCCAAGCCAUCCAUCUACUGCUGUGACGCACAGCGGCAUCCCUGCAAUCACUCAGCGAAGGGGAAGUGA
Molecule: messenger RNA, 2755 nt
Organism: Corythoichthys intestinalis (scribbled pipefish)
Lineage: Eukaryota; Metazoa; Chordata; Actinopteri; Syngnathiformes; Syngnathidae
Product: protein SOGA3-like
Exons: 9
Coding region: 499-2478 (659 amino acids)
Biological process (GO): regulation of autophagy
Source: RefSeq, a predicted model, not a curated record